Messenger RNA from Arctia plantaginis, 255 nucleotides. NCBI's taxonomy places the organism in Eukaryota, Metazoa, Arthropoda, Insecta, Lepidoptera, Erebidae. The record is from the annotation of a GenBank genome assembly.
AUGAAGGAGCAGAUAGAUAAGAAAGCAGAAUACUUGGCAGUAAUCCGACAGAAAGAAAUGGAAAUAGCGAAGGAGAAUGAGACGCAGGAGAAAAGAAUUGCGGCUAUUAAAACGGAGUGUAAUGUUAUUGAACGGGAAUGUGGGGUGCUUAAAAAACGUAACUGCGCCAUAUUGUUAAAGCUAAGGAAAAAACUCUUAGAAGCGGAAAACCUAAGACGCAAACGGAUAAAGCAAACCUCCCAAAAAAAAGAUUAA